Messenger RNA from Haliotis rubra (blacklip abalone), 1233 nucleotides. RefSeq names its product collagen alpha-1(III) chain-like. The record is from RefSeq and is a predicted model, not a curated record. The transcript has a single exon. Bases 1 to 1233 code for a protein of 410 amino acids. NCBI's taxonomy places the organism in Eukaryota, Metazoa, Mollusca, Gastropoda, Lepetellida, Haliotidae.
AUGGAGGCGGAAGGGUGGACGGAGGUGUGGACCGGUCCCCAUGGAACCCAUGGAUGGCGACCAAGAACGUGGACCGGAUCCAGGAACCCACGGACCGACGGGUGUGAACCGGACCGGCCCCAGGAACCCAUGGACCGGCCGAUGGACCGACCAUGGAACCCACGGAGGCGGCGGAAGGACGGACUGAGCCCCAGGAACCCGGUACGGACCAUGGACUGGCCCCCAGGAACGGCGGAGGCGGAGGUGGAUCAGGAAACCGGACGGGCGGACCCAGGAAACCGGUCUCCAGGAAACCGACGGAGGUAUGGCGCCGAUGGACUGGAACCCAGGAACCCACCGGAACCCGCGGAUGGACCGGUGGACAUGAAACCCAACGGAAGGUGGAAGCGGUGGACCGGACCGGAUGGAACCCAAGGCGGAUGGACGGGACCUGGAACGCGGCGGAGUGGCUGGAUGGACCGGAGGCCCCAGGAACCCGGAUGGACGGCAUGGACCUCCAGGAACCCGGAUGGAGGCAUGGAUGGACCGGAAACCCAUGGAACGGAGUGGAGGACCGGAGGAACGCAUGGAACCCAUGGCAUGGACCGGAGUGCCCCAGGAACCCAUGGAGGUACGGCGGGCGUGGAUGGACCGGAGCCCCAGGAACCCACGGAUGGAUGGAAGGUGGACCCAGGAAGGUGGACCGACCCAGGAACGCAUGGAGGCCGAUGGACCGGAGCCCCAGGAACCCAUGGCAUGGGGCGGACAACGGACCGGCUCCCCAGGAACCCAUGGAGGUGGACGGGUGGAGGGACUGGACCCCAGGAACCCAUGGAGUAUGGAUGGUGCGUGGAUCCGGCCCCAGGAACCCAUGGCGGUGGCGUGGACCGGCCCCCAGGAACCCAUGGAGGCAUGGACGGACCGGACUGGACAUGGACCGGUCCCAGGAACCCAUGGAGGCACGAUGGACCAGGGAAUGGUGGACCGGACCCCAGGAAACCCAAAGGAGUGGACCGGUCCAGGAACCGGAAGGAUGGGACGGUAGGGAACCCAGUGGAGGUACCAGGUGGAUGUGGCAAGGAUGGACUGGCCCCAGGAACCCAUGGAGGGCCGGGGCCAAGGAACGGUGGUGGACCGGACCCACGGAAGGAUGGCGGACUGCCCCAGGAACCCAUGGAGGCAUGGAUGUGGACCGGCCCACAGGAACCCAUGGAGGGUGGCGGAUGGACCGGCCCCAGGAACCCAUGGAGGUAA